Amphibalanus amphitrite is the source of this 1341-nucleotide messenger RNA. RefSeq lists its product as uncharacterized. The record is from RefSeq and is a predicted model, not a curated record. Gene Ontology annotation, molecular function: nucleic acid binding; RNA-DNA hybrid ribonuclease activity. Bases 1 to 1341 code for a protein of 446 amino acids. The transcript has 2 exons. NCBI's taxonomy places the organism in Eukaryota, Metazoa, Arthropoda, Thecostraca, Balanomorpha, Balanidae.
AUGGUACCGCUACGGCUCCGUGUCGACCAGUCCGUCGUCUGGAAGAAAGCGGCCCCAUCAUCAUCGACCAGACUGUGCAGGCCCAUCAGCAUCAAGUAUGCCCGCGAAACCCCGGAGCUGUCGCGAGCAGAAAGGCGACUGCUGACCGGGCGUGAGUGGGGGCUGGAAGAGCGCCAGCUGCGCAUCGUCGCCUCCGGCUACAUCCGCGGCGCACUGGAACACGCCGCCGCCGCCUGGCUCCCAGCAGCGUCACCGUCCCAUGUCAUGCUGCUGGAGAGGGAGAUGCGCGAGGCCGCCAGAGUGGUAACCGGCUGCUCCCGGUCCACUCCGGCACACGCCGUAAUGGCGGAGGCGGGCCUCGCCCCGGUGGCCGAGCGACGCACGGCCCUGGCGGCGCGCCUACUGGCCAAGGCGCGCGCCCUCCCGGCUGGAGACCCGCUGCGGAAGGUGGCGGAGAGCCAGGCCCCCAUCCGCCUCAGCACCGUGACGGGGUGGAGAGGAGUGGGCGAGGAGACAUGGAGAGCGGCGGGCAUCUGCCCUCCGAUCGAGCCCAUCCUCCCCCUGCCGGAUCCACCGUGGGAACCGUCACCAACGGUUUCUUUCGGUUUAGACAUCGGAGCCGCCAUCCCAACCGCGGCUAGUGACACCUGGAAGAGGAAUGCGGCAUUCCAGCACCUGGCGGCGCUCCCGCAGUGCGCCACCUGGGUGUGGACCGACGGCUCGGCCACCGACGGCGUCCUGAACGGUGGCGCCGGAGCUCUGAUCGUGUGGCUUGACGGAGAGGAACGCUCGGUCCGCGCCCCGGCGGGCCGCCUUUACUCAAGCUUCCGGGCUGAAACGGUCACCCUCCAGGCCGCCCUCUCGUUCCUACUGGGGAACCCUCUUCACGCCGAUGAACCCGUAGUGAUCUGCACGGACUCACAGUCCGCCCUCGCCGCACUCCGAGAGGGCCCGGCCGCCCAGCACUCCCCGCUGGGAGGGGCCAUCUGGAGAGCCCUCCGGGGCCUGACGGCGGGAGGCCGGCAGAUCCACCUGCAAUGGGUGCCCUCGCACUGCGGACUGGAGAGGAAUGAGAGAGCGGACUCGAUCGCCAAGGAGGCCAGCAAUCUCGCCCAGGACCAAGUCCCCAUCGACGUCCAGACGGCCCACCGGGCCGCCGCCAGAGAGGCGGACACCCCCCAGCAUGUCCUCCUGCGCUGCCCGGUCCUGAUGGCCACCCGACACCGACUGCUGGGAUCCAUCAACCCCGACCUGGAAGAGGUGCGGAGCGGCGCCAUCGUGGCGGCCCUGGGGGCCGCCCACAGGUCCCUACAGAGCCUGACGGCUACGUCUCAGCUGUGA